Fulmarus glacialis (Northern fulmar) is the source of this 711-nucleotide messenger RNA. It is a transcript of the gene TSPAN8, whose product is annotated as tetraspanin 8. The record is from RefSeq and is a predicted model, not a curated record. Gene Ontology annotation, cellular component: membrane. The coding region runs from base 1 to 711 and encodes 236 amino acids. The transcript is spliced from 8 exons. NCBI's taxonomy places the organism in Eukaryota, Metazoa, Chordata, Aves, Procellariiformes, Procellariidae.
AUGGCGGGUGUAAGCAGCUGCAUGAAGUACUCCAUGUUCAUCUUCAACUUCUUAUUUUGGGUGUGUGGUUCCAUUAUUUUGGGAGUCUCUAUAUGGAUACGUGUUAGCAAAGAUGCUCAGCAGGAGUUGGAGAUAGACAGCAGCCUGUUUGCAGGGGUUGAUCUGCUGAUAGCCGUGGGCUCCAUCAUUAUGGUCCUUGGGUUUCUGGGAUGCUGUGGUGCCGUAAAGGAGAGCCGGUGCAUGCUGCUGUUGUUUUUUAUUGGACUGCUUCUGAUCCUGAUCCUUCAGAUCACAGGAGGUAUUUUAGGAGCAGUGUAUAGAUCUCAGAUUGAAACAUCCCUUAACAAGACUCUCGUGGAGAGUGUGAAUUCAUUGCAAAGCUCUACAGAAGAAUCUAAAAAGUUUCAAGAGAAAUUCCAGAAGUUUGAGAGAAUGAACCAGUGCUGUGGUUUGCUGAAUGGACCUGCAGACUGGGGAAAAAAUUUUAAUAGUCCUUUUGGUAGCAAAGUCUGUGCGUGUGAACUCAAGAGCCCAUCAUGCACCAUCUUUCAAGGCAGAUACGUUUAUAAAACGCCUUGUGGAGAAGUGAUUAUCGAAUACCUGGAAGACCAUCUGCUCAUAAUUAUGGGGAUUGCCUUUGGACUGGCCGUUAUUGAGAUUCUUGGUUUGGGGUUUUCUAUGAGCCUCUACUGCCAGAUCCAGAGAAAAUGA